AUGCUCGUCCCGAAGAGAACCAUCGAGUGUCCCCCGAAAGUCUUUCCUCUCAGGUCCGGGAGUCCAGGCCUCAGAAAAAAACUCUUGCAGUCGCCUUCAGGGCAUUGCUUCCGGAGCCGAGGCUCUCAGGAAGCAAGCCCGAAGGUGACGCCGAAGCACCAGCGCGGUGCUGACGACGUCACGCCGGAGCGCGUGCUACAGCGCAUCUCCGGUCUCAUGACGGAGAUGACAGCAAUGGAAAGUUCACUGGAGAAUCUCCGCGAGCAGAUGGAGAAGGAGGAGGCACACGAUCUCGACCUCGAGCCCUUGCUGGAGUUAGAAGAAGAGGCUUCAAGCCGCUCGCAGCUCCGAAACAGGAGCCACGCUCGCGUCUGCGCAGCCGCCUUCCUGCAUCUUUAUCUUGGCUGGAAGAAGCAGCAGGGCUCCAAGGGUGCCACUCUCAUCAUUGGUGACCUUCGAGCUUUGCCAUACUCCGAGGCUCGCAAGGGGCGUCCCAGCAUACCGAUGCAAAGCCGCAGCAACGCCCCGAAGCGAGUUAAGAGCAGCUCAGCCGAUGUGGCAAGCCCAGUGGCCGGGCCGUUGAGAUCGGUGCAAAAACCUGCCUCCCUGGGUUUCCUCGCGCACGGUGGUCCCGGUGAGAGGCAGAUGAGAGAGCAAAUGCUCCAGAUGCGGGCGGCAGCUGCUGCCGCAUCGGCGGGUCGACAGGCUCUUGCACGAAGGCCUCGUCCCACAGUGGAAGAAGAGGCGAGGCUUGAAGCUAGCAUACAUGACUACACCAAGGAGGCAAUAGAGGAAGCGGGUGACUCGAGCACCGUCUCGUGCUGGAGUGGGGAUGAUCGAUCCAGCGAGGUGGUUAUGGAGCUUGGGCAUGGCACAGAUGACGAUACUCUCGGCGUGAGCUCCCCCGUCUCCGACUUCGACUUCGAGGCGGCGGACCGGAGCCGUUUGCUCCUCCUUUCCUUGACUUUGGACGUGUCUGUCCAGGAAGGCGGCGCUGGGGUGGGGCAGGGCAGUGAACUAGCGCAGACUUUUAUGCUUCCGGUCCAAGCCUCGGACAUUUUCUUCCUCCGGUGCAGCGUAGAGGAAGCCAAUGGCCACUCCUGCAGCAGGCUUGCGCUGAAUCUUUCUUUAGAGGUUCAGGUGAAGGGAGAUGCUAAGUUUCGAUACGGCAUUCUGGCCCUGGCUGCCUUGGGCAUGUGUAAAGAAGUUGUGAUGUCCCGGCAGAUGCAAGUCAUGUACAGCUGCCGGCACCCCUCUCAUGACAUCCAGAGACCCGUGACGCUUCUCAUUCUCGGGGACUCGCCACAGCCACCAUUCUGCAUUGCCCGCGAGACCAGAAGUUACUUGAGCCGCAACAAGCAGAACCAGCCAGCAGCACUUUCCGUGCAGGUUGCAACCAUGUCCUCCAACGUGAUGUCCGUUGCCGCGCUAGCGCCCAAGCAUCCAAGCACCUGGCUCUGGGCUCUGAAUUCGUGCCUGGCCCGUGCUCUCUUCAGAUUCCUCCACCUCCCAAUCCUCGGAGACCUUCGCCACCACCACCAGAUCACCACCCGGACAGCUGUCAUUGUCAUUGCGCCGGUCAUGGGCAUGUCCAGAACGAUGCGCUGCGGAAUUGAGGCAGCGGGUGCAUUCUGCACACUAGUGGCUGUCGUUGCAGCGACGCGAAUCAGCCUCGACAGCAGCCAUGCGUCCCUGGGCCACUUUGAAGUCCCACGCGAACAGAUCGCUACACGAAUGGCCUCAAAGGAGGCAAGAGCCAUGGAACUUGGACCCCGACGCAAGGUGCGGUUCGACCAUGGGAAGCGGGUCGAGGCCAAGCUUUUUGCCCUCCUCCAGCGCUUGUCCCCAUCGGUGCGGCAAUUCGCGCUGCAGAGCUUCAAUCAAGCUCAACGACUGGCACUGGAGAGGUGGAUCUUGGCCGAGAGAGCCGGAGAAUCAUCGCGGCCCUCGCCCGCGGUGCGGAAUCGCAGCCUAGCAGGCCGUGCUUCAUCCCGCCCUUCACAGAAGGGCAGGCAAGGCAAAUCUGGCAUGGCUGGGCUCCACCUCCACCAAAGGGGCCAGAAGCGGUACUACCGCGCAAGUGUCGUGGCUGGACCCUUUUGCUUGAAGACGGGUCUGACGCAGGGAGCCGACAAAGCACGUCGCUUCCUGGAGGCCUUGCUGCGCAUACGGGCUCGGGUCCUGACAUCUUUGCUCCAGGAGCCUGCUUGCACGGAGCAAGGCCUGGAAGCUCUGGAGGUCGCUUUCCGGAGUGCCAUCCAGGAGGAGCUCACUGGCCUCGGCUCCGGAAGGCUUUAUUUCUACGCCAACAUUCCGGCCAGCUACUGGGUUGGCCAGGCCCUGACUACACCACACUUUCCGGUGCUCGGCGAAGGUCUCGACCACGGGCUUUGGACUCAAGAAGCUGCGACACCACUCUCAAAAGGGCAUGCAGCUGGACCUCUCAAGAGCACUGUGGCUCUGCUCAGCUAUUUGGGUUCUCAGACCACCUCUUUGCGAAUCUGCUUUCGGCCGUCUCUCUUGGAAGCCAUGGCAAGCAUGAUGGGUGGUAUGGGUGAUGCCAUGAAGGAGCAGGCCAAGAAGAAGAUUGAGGACGAGAUGGCAGACAAAGCACCUGGCUCCAUUAAGCCCUUCUUUCCUUGCUGCGGCGGUCCGGUCGGAACCAUGGAUAAGUGCAUCUGCAUGGUCCCCGCGGAUCAGCAGGAGCAGGUGAAGAGUGCCAUUGACACCCAGUAG
Molecule: messenger RNA, 2736 nt
Organism: Symbiodinium sp. CCMP2592
Lineage: Eukaryota; Dinophyceae; Suessiales; Symbiodiniaceae
Source: the annotation of a GenBank genome assembly